Molecule: messenger RNA, 447 nt
Organism: Aspergillus niger
Lineage: Eukaryota; Fungi; Ascomycota; Eurotiomycetes; Eurotiales; Aspergillaceae
Exons: 4
Source: RefSeq, a predicted model, not a curated record
AUGGGUAACCAUUCCGGUGUCAUCUUCCAUCCAGCCAGUGCAGCUCUACAUCUUCUUCUCCGGACCGCUAGUACUUACUACCAACUGGCCCUAGACCGUGAGAGAAAAAGCCAACCUUCGCGGAAACAGUCAGCACUGCUGUUUUGUGCUAGUGCCAGAAACUCCUGCUUGCUUGCUGAAAUCGAGCUCCAGAUAUCUGUAGAAUCUGGGCGAAUGUACGAGACCAAUGCAUGUUGGGACAUUGGAAGGGAGACUGCAUCCCCUCCCUACUUUCUGGCGGGUGGCAACCCCGUUUAUCACGUGAUCACGCGUCGAACCCGCCAGAAGCGUCCGGGGAUGCCUGGGGCCUUCCCGCUGUCUCUGGCGGGCACUAACCGCACUGAGCCCAAGGGUUCCAGCGAUCGUUCAGGGAGCUUCGAGCUUCCUCCAGCAGCUACUCCUACGAGC